This is a messenger RNA of Scatophagus argus, 4225 nucleotides long. RefSeq names its product protein O-linked mannose N-acetylglucosaminyltransferase 2 (beta 1,4-) (gene pomgnt2). The transcript is spliced from 2 exons. Lineage: Eukaryota; Metazoa; Chordata; Actinopteri; Scatophagidae. Gene Ontology annotation, cellular component: endoplasmic reticulum. Gene Ontology annotation, biological process: protein O-linked glycosylation via mannose. Gene Ontology annotation, molecular function: protein binding; protein O-acetylglucosaminyltransferase activity. Bases 381 to 2435 code for a protein of 684 amino acids. The record is from RefSeq and is a predicted model, not a curated record.
UAAUAGCAAUAUAUUGAAUUAUGGAAUAUUACUGAUCCAAGAGAGAAUUGGCUGGAAAGAAAUAAAGUUGUUAACAUGUUUCCAGUCCAUGCUUGUGUCAGCGUGUCUACUUGUAUGAAUUUGGCCAGUUUCAGAGAGGGAAAGCGUGGCUCCCUAAUUCCCAUUUUGUCACAGACUGCGAGCUGUGUGUAGUUGCAUGUUGAUUUGCGCAUGCACAUCAAGCACUUAGAAAAAAUGACAAGUUAUUAAUUCAUGUGAAACCUUUGUUGUAAAACGGUGGGGCUGGCCCUCAGAUGGCUAUUUAGCAUGCUAGUUGCCUCGUGUUUGUUGCCAGCUGCUGGCCGUUAACCGUCUCUCAAUGACUCACUUGUUCUCUCAGUAUGCAGAUGAGUAGAGUUGAGAGCAAUACUCUUGUUCUUUUCUCUGUGCCUCCUCACGGUGUAAUUUGUCUUGACAUAUCCAGGGAGGGUGACAGGAGAUGUAAGGUUAGGAAAAUGUCUCAUUUGUUCGCCAAGGUAAACAACCACUAUUCCCAAAGUUGUUGCCUGGCGGCGGAUGUCUCGUCGCCUGCCUCUGAGGACGGAGGCCAGUUGGAGUCAGGAGGUGGGUCCUUAGCAGCAGCAGAGAUGCGGGCUUCAGUGACAGGCUGUAGGAUGAGCGUGGGCACCCUCCUUAAUGGGCUGCUGGUCUCCAUUGUUGCGGCUCUGCUUUGGAAGUAUUCCAAGCUGAGUGAGCAUGCUGCCCUGCUGGAGGAAGAGCUGCAUAUGACACGGCAGUCCCAGGAGCUCUCUCAGGCCCGUAUCGACUACCAUGUUGCCCUACAGGCUCUCCAGGAACACGGCACUCGCAUGGUCUGUACUGGCAAGAUGCACACUGACCGCAUCUGCCGCUUCGACUACCUGUGCUACUGUUCCGAGGCAGAGGAGUUUGUCUUUUUCCACUCCAAUUCCUCUGUGAUGCUGCCCAACCUGGGGUCUAGGCGCUUCCAACCUGCCCUGUUGGACUUGUCCUCAGUAGAGGAUCACAACACCCAGUACUUCAACUUUUUAGAGCUCCCAACUGCGACUUUAAAAUUUAUGCCCAAACCUGUGUUUGUACCAGAUGUGACACUGAUCCUAAACCGGUUUAAUCCAGACAACCUAAUGCAUGUGUUCCAUGAUGACCUGCUCCCAGCCUUCUAUACUAUGAAACAGUAUUCAGACUUAGAUGAUGAAGCUCGAUUGGUUUUUAUGGAGGGCUGGGGAGAAGGCCCGCACUUUGACCUCUACCGACUUCUCAGCAGCAAGCAGCCACUGCUGAAGGAACAGCUUCGGAAUUUUGGCAAGCUCAUGUGUUUCACAAAAUCGUACAUUGGCCUGUCCAAGAUGACCACCUGGUACCAGUAUGGUUUUGUCCAGCCUCAGGGGCCCAAAGCCAACAUACUGGUCUCAGGAAAUGAGAUCCGGCAGUUUGCCAGGGCUCUGAUGGAGAAAAUGAAUAUCACCAGGUUAGAGGAGGUGGAGAAGGAUGGAGGGAGUGCCGAAGAUGAGAGGGAGAAAGAAAAGAAGGAGGAAUACAUUGUUGUGUUUAGCCGCUCAACAACGAGGCUGAUACUGAAUGAAGCUGAGCUAAUCAUGACACUGGCCCAGGAGUUCCAGAUGAAAGUAGUCACAGUAUCCCUUGAGGAACAGUCUUUCCCCAGUAUUGUGCAGGUAAUCAGUGGUGCUGCCAUGUUAGUCAGUAUGCAUGGAGCUCAGCUUAUCACCUCAUUGUUCCUCCCCAGAGGAGCCACUGUGGUGGAGCUGUUCCCCUUUGCUGUGAACCCAGAGCAGUACACCCCAUACAAAACCCUUGCUUCCCUUCCAGGCAUGGACCUUCACUAUAUCUCUUGGAGGAACACUAAGGAGGAAAACACCAUCAUUCACCCAGACAGACCCUGGGAACAAGGGGGUAUCGCUCACUUGGAUAAGGAGGAGCAAGAGCGAAUACUGGCAAGCAAAGAUGUCCCCAGGCACCUGUGCUGCCGCAACCCAGAGUGGCUUUUCCGUAUCUACCAGGAUACUUUGGUAGACAUCCCUUCCUUUUUGGAAGUCAUCAAAGAGGGCAUGAAGACAAAGCCCAGCUUGAAGAAGUCAAAGCCGGCCAGCACACUACACCCGGGCCGAGUCAGAGAACCCCAGUGUCAGACCUCAGUACAAACCACAAAUGAGGCUAAACUUACAGUCUCCUGGCAGAUCCCGUGGAAUCUGAAAUACCUGAAGGUCAGAGAGGUAAAAUAUGAGGUGUGGAUCCAGGAGCAGGGAGAGAACACCUACAUGCCUUAUAUCCUUCCCCAGCAGAACUACACUUUUUCAGAGAACAUUAAGCCCUUCACCACCUACCUGGUGUGGGUCAGGUGUAUCUUCAACAAGAACCUCCUGGGUCCCUUUGCAGAUGUUCUUAUGUGCCGGACUUAGUAAAAACACCUUGCCACUGUUGCUGUGCAGAGUUACACAAAAGUUGAGUCAUGCUUGUUCCAGACAAUCAAAAUGGAAAAGUGAAGUGUUUGAGGACAGUCAUAAAUGGCAUAUCUCUAUCAUCCUAGAGCAAGCCGUUGAACUCUUGCACAGUGAUGUUUCCUUGGCAGCACGUGUAUGGAACAGAUUUCUGUAUGAACUGCAAAGGACUUGAACUACAGGAUCAGAACUCAGUCGCAACAACCGCAAAUAAAUGGAGAGUGUAUUUCCUGAAAAGAAAGAAAGUGCUAAAACACAACUCUAUUGACAAUACUAGAAUUCAAAUCAGCAGAUUUAUUUAUGUGCAAAACAAUAUAUAACAUGUUUUUUAGGAUUAGUCAAAACACUGGUUCUUUACCUUUUACAGUAUGCAAUGUAGCUUUUGUGUGGAGAGCAAAAGAGAUUUUAGAAUAGCGAGAUUUUUUAUGUUUUCUGACUUGUCCAGUGUCUGCUGUGUGUGAGAGAUACGUGUGUGUGGCUUAGUAUACCUACCGAUUGUUGAGUUCCAUACACUGUUAUUUGCAUAACCAAGCCAAAACCAAAGCAACCUUUUCCACAUAGUUUCAGCCAAUAAUUGUUCAUGCCACAUUCAUGUUAUAUACACUCUCAUACCUCUAAUACAGUUUUAAACCCCGUCUCUAAGGACAGUUGUGAAGGAACUGUGUUUUUUGACCUUAAAAGCAAAGAUAGGUGUCAUUUCACAAUCCUUCGAGGAGCACUUUUUGAUGAAAGACAUUGUUCUUUAACAGCACUAUCUUGAAACUUUACAUCUUACAACAUGAGUGCUGUUUCCACAGUGCCCGGCCACAAAUAAUUUUCAUCCGUUUAACUGCAUAAAUAAAUCAUCUUUCUCUAAUUGGCACUAAUUACAACUGUAGGAAUUAUCAUUUCAGUCGAGAGUGAAUCUAUUACGCCAGGCUAUAAUUAGUGUUACUGCCUUGUGUAAAAGCAUUUUCAUUAAGACAACAAGGUAUGUUGCAGCAUAAGAUUCCAAUGCCUUGUGUAAAACUCUCAAUUAAAAUAAAAAUUCCAACCAUGUGUCUUUUCACUCUCCUUAGAGGCUAAUUUGAAGUCUAAUGUUGAAUUUUACAUCCAAAACUGGCUGUUGGAAGUUUUAUUUGUGUGGGGUUUUUUUUGUUAAUGAAGUGCUGCUUGUUCAUAGACUGCAAAAAAUGUGUUUACAUUUUAGACAUUUGAGUCCGAGGUGUUAGUAUGUGGUAGUAAAUAUGUAGCAAGAGAUGUUUUAUGGAACAGUACAAGUUUGACAAAACACUGCCGCCAAUAUAUUGUGUUCAAAAUGUCAUGUUUUUUGGGGGGGUUUUUUGGGCUUCAUAUCCAGUCCACUAAAUGUGACAUUAUCCUCUUUGUAAUGUUUUGGGGGCUUAGUGCUGGGGAGCUCCUUUUCCUUUACCUGACAUCUUAAAUUUGCCAUAAUAUCCCUUUUUUCAUUUUUUUUUUAUUUCACUGAUUUCCCCCUUUCCCCCCAGAGUUCUCAGAUGCAGUUCUUUUUGUCGAUGCACGUUUAAGAGAUUAUUUGAAGCCAUUGUCGUGUGCAGGAUGUGAUGGUUUAUGCAUUUGUAUUGUUGAUUCGAUUUCUGUGCAUCCCUGCCCCACCUCAGUGGAGACAUCGUACUGUAUGUGCUGAGUGAAACGAGAGUGAGUGCACAAGUCUCUGUUUUCUACAUUAGCAAAUAGUUGGAGAUUCCUUUUCAGUAACUGUGGUUGAAUAAAGAAGCUUAUUUCUUAUCCUA